GAUGCAAUAUCUAAAUUGCUAUUGCAUUUAAAUUUAAACUUGUUUUAGUUCAGUUAGAAUUAUUCUGCAGUUAAUGUAGAAUUGUGUUGGUUUGUGGAUAUGGCGGCUGCAAAGAGCUUUUAUUCUGUGGUCCAACUGCUGCCCCAUACUCUUAGGGGGUUGCACAGAUUAGGCGGGGUACGGCUCGCAUCAACCGUGAAGCUGCAAGAAUCAAAUGAUUCUAUUGAACACAUAGAGCAAGUACCUCUCCACCAAGCUCAGCAAAGUCGACUUGAACGAUUACGUUAUACGCUUAAACAUGAAGAGAAUGGUCCAGUUCUAAUGGAUACUUUCAACAGGAAACAUACUUAUCUUCGCAUUUCUCUUACAGAAAAGUGUAAUUUAAGAUGCACAUACUGCAUGCCAGAGGAAGGAAUUGAACUGACCCCUACAGAUAAUUUGCUAACCACAGAAGAAAUCUUGAAGCUUGCCCAACUUUUUGUGAAGGAAGGUGUUACCAAGAUACGACUAACAGGAGGAGAACCUCUGGUACGGCGUGACAUAGCAGAGAUCAUAGGUGAACUGAACAAAUUAAAAAGCAAUGACCCGAACAUCCCUGGGUUGGAAAGCAUUGGAAUCACAACCAAUGGAACGACAUUGAAACGAAAGUUGCCACUUUUGAAGAAGGGGGGGUUGGACUCUUUAAAUGUGAGCCUGGAUACUUUAAACCCUGUUCGAUUUGAACUAAUCACACGCAGAAGGGGAUGGCAAAGAGUUAUGGAUGGGAUAAUGGAUGCAAUUGAUAUUGGCAUACCAACAGUGAAGAUUAACUGUGUUGUGAUGAACGGGAUGAAUGAAGAUGAGAUUUGUGACUUUGUGGAACUCACUAGAGACAUCCCAGUAGAUGUGAGAUUCAUCGAGUACAUGCCAUUUGAUGGAAACAAAUGGAACGAAAAUAAAAUGGUGUCAUACAAAAGUAUGCUAAAAACAAUACAAAGUCAGUUUCCAGUUUUACAUCGCUUGGAAGAUGACCCCAACCAUACAUCUAAGGGGUACAGAGUAGAGGGCCAUGCGGGAAAGUUUGGAUUCAUUACCUCGAUGUCGGAUCAUUUCUGUGGGACUUGCAAUCGUGUUCGAAUUACUGCAGAUGGCAAUUUAAAGGUUUGUUUGUUUGGCAACAGUGAAGUUUCGUUGCGAGAUGAAAUACGAUCCCAGAAAAGUGACGAGGAGUUGCUUGAGGUUAUUGGGGCGGCCGUUAAGAGGAAGAAGAAGCAACAUGCAGGAAUGUUCAACCUUGCCAAAAUGAAGAACCGACCGAUGAUUCUGAUUGAUUCUUUCCCUGCCAGUUCCAACUUUGUAAAGUUUCCAUUUGUAAUUUAUUUGACGAGACAAUCUUUUAUGGAAAGUUCUAAUUCCCCGCAAAGUAACAUUGAUGUUAUGAGCUACGUACAUGUUGCUACAAUGUCAGAAGAUGUAAAUGAUAAUUACUCGCUGUGCCCAACUGCAAGCCAUUCUUUCUAUGCUCAACAACAACAUUUAUUCACUGCACCUUUACAUGAUCAAACCUCCCAAACUUUUACCGCUCAAACUCGCAAUUAUUCAACGAGCUGUGAUGCAAGAGACAACCAACUUACACACGUGGAUGGAACGGGCAAAGCUUCUAUGGUGGAUGUCUCAUCUAAAGAAGUAACGACCAGACAAGCUGUUGCCGUUGGUAAAGUUCAUCUCAACGAUGUUGUAUUCCAUGCUGUAAAGAAGAACUUGGUUAAAAAAGGCGAUGUUUUAUCUGUAGCAAAAAUUGCAGGAAUUAUGGGUGCUAAGCAGUGUUCACGCCUUAUUCCGUUGUGUCAUGAUAUUGCAUUGUCCAAGAUUGCUCUUGAUUUGAUUUUAAAUGAAAAUGACAACACUGUUGAAAUUAAGGCUUCUGUUGCAACAAAUGAUCGAACUGGAGUUGAAAUGGAGGCUUUAACUGGAGUGUCCAUUGCAGCACUUACAGUAUAUGACAUGUGUAAAGCACUUGGGAAAGAUAAUUGGAUUUCUGACAUCAAGUUACUGAGGAAAACUGGAGGUGCAAGUGGUGAUUAUGAUGUCACAGAUGCAUAUUAAUGUCUUUUGUUUUAAAUCAAUUUAAUUUUUCAUCCCUUUGACAAUCGUGUUGAAAUAAUUCUGGAUUCAUUCCUUUGCUUGUUUAUACCGUGUGUGCCCAUACCUUCAAUAAGCAAAGUACAUGCUCUAUUUCAAAUAAUUCUAGUUAACAGUUUACAAUGAUGUUAUUUAACUGUUUCAAUCAGCAGAAAAUUCUAUAAAGUAUAUAUAAUUUAUGACACUUUUCCCUUAUUGUUUUACCACAGUGAGAUUUUAAAGGCGUUUUUCCCAGAGGUGUGCAACCUGUAGUCAUACAUAAACUACAUGAGAUGAAAAGAUGUGAAUUUUGAUUAAUUUUAUUUGACUUUUUAUGGUCUUUGAUUGCACACCUCUACCUCUGCUUUAAGAUUUUUGUUCUUUCUUUUAAUUGGCUUCUUGCUUCCUUUUUCACAGAAUACUAGCUGUUUGUGUCUUAAUAUACAAUUAUUGAAUUCCACAAAGAGCGAAAUGUACAUGGCAAUCUGCCCCUUUUAAUCCCACCUAAUACAACUACACCGCGCUUGCAAU
This is a messenger RNA of Ciona intestinalis (vase tunicate), 2631 nucleotides long. Lineage: Eukaryota; Metazoa; Chordata; Ascidiacea; Phlebobranchia; Cionidae. The record is from RefSeq and is a predicted model, not a curated record.